This is a messenger RNA of Phlebotomus argentipes, 982 nucleotides long. RefSeq names its product farnesol dehydrogenase-like. Lineage: Eukaryota; Metazoa; Arthropoda; Insecta; Diptera; Psychodidae. The record is from RefSeq and is a predicted model, not a curated record. The coding region runs from base 6 to 755 and encodes 249 amino acids. The transcript is spliced from 2 exons.
CUAAAAUGGAGCAGUGGAAUGAUCGCACAGCCGUUGUAACAGGAGCAUCUACUGGAAUCGGAGCUGCAAUUGCUGUGGAUCUGGUGAAGGCUGGAAUGGUAGUUGUUGGUUUGGCACGCCGAGAAGAAAAUAUUGAAGCUCUGAAGAAGCAAAUUCCAGAGAAGCUCCGAGUGAAUUUGCAUGCUAUGAAGUGUGAUGUAUCUCAAGAAGAAGAUAUCAUAAGAGUUUUUGAGCUGAUCGAUGCUAAAUUCAACGGAAUUGAUGUUCUUAUCAACAAUGCUGGAGUUGCUCACAGUAAAAUCAACUUAAUUGAUCAUGAUAAUUCGGCGAAAAUUCGACAAGUUAUCGAUACGAAUGUCUUCGGUCUGGUUUUCUGCACUCGCGAAGCUUACAAAUCCAUGGAAAAGCACGGCAGAAAUUCCCAUGUUGUGCAUAUUAACAGCAUUUCUGGACAUAAAAUUGCAUUCAACCCCGCAGUGGCACCUUCCAAUUUAUAUCGCCCGAGCAAAUUCGCUGUGACCGCGAUUACAGAGAUUCAUCGCCAGGAAUUCAUCAGGAGCAAGCAUCACAUUAAAGUGACUUCAGUGAGUCCUGGACUCGUGAAGACUGAAAUGACCCGUAACUCUUAUGACACAUCAAAACUCCCUUAUCUAGUGCCUGAAGACAUCUCACAGAGUGUUCUUCACGUCCUGGGAACUCCUCCUCAUGUGCAAAUUCAUGAAUUGACCAUCAAAUCAUUUGGAGAACCUUGGUAAAGUUAUUUGGAUUUGCCACAAUUUUGUGAGAGUCAAGAUUUGUGAUGUUUCCGGAAUAAAUGUGUGAAAAGUAAAAAAAAAAAUUCAGCACAAAUUGUACCCCUUACAAUAAGGAUUUCUAAAAUUUAAUGUCAAUGAAAUAAGAAACAGAGGCAGUAAAAUUAGUCGAAAUUAUGCACUUGGAAAAUAUCGAAAAAACUUUUCAAGAACAAUAAAAACCAGACAUC